Molecule: messenger RNA, 804 nt
Organism: Drosophila ficusphila
Lineage: Eukaryota; Metazoa; Arthropoda; Insecta; Diptera; Drosophilidae
Product: methyltransferase-like protein 25
Exons: 2
Coding region: 1-804 (267 amino acids)
Source: RefSeq, a predicted model, not a curated record
AUGCUGCUGCUUACCGACUUUUUCAAGAGACGAGGGAUUCCUUUUCUGCCAGCUUCAUCCUGGUCGCCGAUGGGCAAUUGGAACAAUUGGAACAGGAACAGUAGCCAGUUUCUGCAAAUUUCCUUUGGCGACCUCUUUCGACGCAUCUACGCAGAUCCAAGUUGUGAUCAACCCAAGAUCCGGUCGCAUGCCCAAAACGACUGCCGGUUGCUGUGUAACAUUGGGUGCUGCUAUCAUUUGCUGAGGGAACGAUACUCCCAGCAGGAAUUCUUCGUGAACAAGGGCCUGAUGGACAUGCAAACGGACUAUGGAUUUCCACUUAGUCAGUAUCUUCAGGACCGACAAGUGCGUAUGGGUCGCAAUGCCCAGUCCAUCGAGCGAACCUUGGAUGCCAAGGAGCUUCCCAAUGUAACGCUUUAUUAUCGAGCUCUUUUGGAGGUCCUCGUUUGCCGACAUGCUCCGCAGUUGAAGAACGAGUUGCAGGUGGGCAAGGUGCGAAAGUUCGACAGCUUCGAGGAAUACAUUCAAAAGUGUGCUACAAAACUCGAGGCCCCUUGGUUAGCAGCUAUAAAGGGUGAAGAACUUCAUUCCUUGCUGCAGGAAUACGCAACGGAUAAACAUUAUUUGGAUCUGUUUUACCUGCUACGCAUGUCCUUUGCUCCCGUUCUGGAGAGUUUGAUACUUCUCGAUCGACUCCUCUACCUCAAGGAACUUGGCUAUGAACGCAGCUACCUGAUAGAUUUGUUUGAUCCAGUCAUUUCGCCCAGGCAUUUCGCAAUCGUUUCAAUAAAGCCACAGCCGUAA